CUCACUCUCACAGGUCACUUCACUUCACUUUUGUUCUUCUUGGCGUUUCUCUUAUUAUCUCUCUUAGUUACGUCUCAUUCACUUAGGAGAUGGAUAGCAGCUGCUGAUUCCCGCUUCAAUCACCGGCCAGUUCCAUUAGAUCUCCAAUCUGGUUCUGGAGAUGUCUCAAGCUGAGGAUUUAUGGGAGCGCUUGGUUCGUGCUGCACUUAGGAGAGAAAGAACAGGAAUAGAUGCAUAUGGGCGGCCUAUUGGUGGCAUUGCUGGAUUUGUUCCAUCUUCACUUACAAAAAACAGGGAUAUAGAUGUAAUUCUGAGAGCUGCAGAUGAAAUUCAGGAUGACGAUCCAAAUGUGUCCAGGAUAUUAUGUGAAUAUGCUUACUCAUUGGCUCAGAAUCUGGAUCCUAACAGUGAGGGAAGAGGUGUUCUACAGUUCAAGACUGGAUUAAUGUCUGUCAUAAAGCAAAAGCUUGCCAAAAAAGAGGUUGGAACCAUUGACAGAAGCUUGGAUAUUGCUCGGUUACUAGAGUUUUAUAAAGAGUACAGAAAUAAGAAUAAUGUAGACAAGCUGCGGGAGGAGGAAAUGAUGUUAAGAGGGUCAGGUGUACUUACUGGCAAUCUUGGAGAGUUGGAGCGUAAAACUGUCAAAAGAAAAAGAGUUUUUGCGACUCUUAAAGUUCUGGGUACAGUAUUGGAAGAAUUGACUAAGGAAAUCUCCCCAGAAGAUCCAGGAAAGUUGAUUCCUGAAGAGAUUAAACGUAUGAUGGAGUCUGAUGCUGCUAUGACAGAAGACCUUAUUGCUUAUAAUAUAAUCCCUUUGGAUGCACCUAUGAGUUCAAAUGCUAUUGUUUCUUUCUCAGAGGUUCGAGCUGCAGUAUCAGUCAUAAAGUAUUUCAGGGAAUUACCCAAAUUGCCAGGGAGUUUUCCUAUACCAGCUACAAGGAGUGCAGAUAUAUUCGACUUUCUACAUUUUGUUUUUGGUUUUCAGAAAGAUAAUGUCUCUAAUCAAAGGGAACAUAUUGUUCACCUUCUCGCAAAUGAACAGACUCGGCUUCGUAUCCCAGAGGAGCCUGAUCCGAAACUGGACGAGGCUGCUGUUCAAAAGGUUUUCCUGAAGUCUCUAGAUAAUUAUACUAAGUGGUGUAACUAUUUGGGCAUACUAACAGUGUGGAGCAACUUGGAGGCUGUAAGCAAGGAGAAGAAGUUGUUAUUUGUUUCAUUGUAUUUUCUCAUAUGGGGUGAAGCAGGAAACAUCAGGUUUCUUCCAGAAUGCUUAUGCUACAUAUUUCAUCAUAUGGCGAAGGAGCUCGAUGAAAUUUUGAGGCAGCAAGUUGUGAAGGCAGCCGACAGUUGCAAGACUGAGAAUGGUGUCUCCUUCCUAGACCGAGUUAUAUGUCCUUUAUAUGACACUAUUUCCGCAGAAGCUUCCAACAAUGAUAAUGGUCGAGCACCUCAUUCUGCCUGGAGAAAUUAUGAUGAUUUUAACGAGUACUUCUGGUCACCUCAUUGCCUUGAACUCAGUUGGCCAUGGCGCGAUAGCUCGUCCUUUUUCAUGAAGCCAACUCCAAGAUCAAAGAAUGUAUUGAUAUUUGGGGGAGGAAAACGACGGGGCAAAACUUCCUUUGUUGAACACAGGACAUUUCUUCACUUGUACCACAGUUUCCACAGAUUGUGGAUUUUCCUUGCCAUGAUGUUUCAGGGACUAACCAUCAUUUCAUUCAAUGACGGAAAUUUCAAUUCAAAGACCCUAAGGGAAGUUCUCAGUCUUGGUCCAACAUUUGUGGUGAUGAAGUUCUUCCAAAGUCUUCUGGACAUUAUAAUGAUGUAUGGUGCAUAUUCAACAUCCCGGAGAUUAGCCAUGUCACGAAUCUUUUUUAGAUUCAUUUGGUUUACUGUAGCAUCAAUGCUGAUAUGCUUUCUUUAUGUAAAGGCUCUCCAAGAACAGAGCAACACAAAUUCUGGUUCUGUUGUCUUCAGAAUUUACGUCAUUGUGAUAGGAAUCUAUGCUGGUGUCCAGAUCUUUUUUAGUUCCUUAAUGAGGAUACCCGCCUUCCGCCGUGUGACGAAUCAUUAUGAUAGUUGGCCUUUCGUUCGUUUUGUGAAGUGGAUGCACCAGGAGCAUUACUAUGUUGGCCGAGGCAUGUAUGAGAGGACGACUGAUUUUAUCAAGUAUUCCAUAUUCUGGCUAUUUGUUUUGGGGGGGAAGUUUUGUUUUGCUUACUUUCUUCUGAUUCAACCUUUGGUGGUUCCUACAAGAUUUAUUCUUAAGAUGGAUAACGUGAUCUACUCUUGGCAUGAUUUCGUAUCCAAAAAUAACUAUAAUGCUUUGACGGUUGUUUCAUUGUGGGGGCCAGUUGUCGCUAUUUAUCUUGUGGAUACUUAUUUAUUUUACACUGUCAUAUCUGCUGUCUGGGGUUUCUUGCUUGGGGCAAGAGAUCGCCUUGGAGAGAUUAGAUCUUUGGAGCUUGUCCAUAAACUAUUCGAGAAAUUUCCUCAAGCUUUUAUGGAUACUCUUCAUGUUCCUCUUAACCGGACUCACAUGGAACCCAAUGGUCAAAAUUUGGAGAAAUGCAAAACUGAUGCUGCUCAAUUUUCACCCUUCUGGAAUGAGAUAAUAAAGAAUCUUCGUGAAGAGGACUACAUAAGCAAUUUAGAAAUGGAGUUGCUCUUAAUGCCCAAGAAUAGUGGAACUGUUCCUUUGGUUCAAUGGCCCCUUUUCCUUCUUGCUAGCAAAAUAAUGAUUGCAAAAGAUAUUGCAGCAGAAAGUAAAGACUCACAAGAAGAACUGUGGGAUAGAAUCUCUAGAGAUGAUUACAUGAAAUAUGCUGUUGAGGAAUGUUACCAAGUUAUUAGAUUUAUCUUGACUUCUAUCUUAGAUGACGUGGGAAGGAUGUGGGUUGAUCAAAUAUAUGAUUCUAUACAGUCAAGCAUAAAGAAAAACAUGGUACACGAGGACUUCAAAUUGGGAAAACUUCCUCUCAUUAUUUCAAGAAUUACAGCUCUUAUGGGAAUACUGAAAGAAACGGAAACCCAAGAACUGCAUACUGGUGCAAUCAAAGCUGUUCAAGAGUUUUAUGAUGUUGUGCGCUAUGACGCUCAAAAUUUGAAUCUCGGAGAGAACUAUGAAACAUGGAAUGUAUUGGCAAAAGCAAGCAAUAAAGGCAGCUUGUUUUCAACUUUGAAAUGGCCAAGAACUGCUGAAUUAAAGGCACAAGUUAAAAGAUUAUAUUCACUCUUGUCUAUCAAAGACUCUGCUGCAAAUAUCCCCAGGAACCUUGAGGCUAGACGCAGGCUUGAGUUCUUUACGAACUCUCUUUUUAUGGAUAUGCCAAUUGCAAAACCAGUCCGCGAGAUGUUGUCUUUCAGUGUAUUUACCCCCUAUUACUCGGAAACCGUUUUAUACAGUCUGCAAGAAAUCUUAAAGAAAAAUGAAGAUGGAAUAUCAAUUUUGUUUUACCUACAAAAGAUAUACCCAGAUGAGUGGAGAAAUUUUCUUGCUCGUAUUGGGCGUGAUGAAAAUUCACUUGAGACAGAACUGUUUGAUACUCCUAGUGAUAUUCUUGAGCUGCGAAUUUGGGCUUCUUACCGAGGACAGACAUUAGCAAGAACAGUUCGUGGUAUGAUGUAUUAUAGAAAAGCUUUGAUGUUACAAUCCUAUGUGGAAAGGUUGUCUACACAAGAUGUUGAGGCUGCAUUGUCCAGUAAAGAUGCCACUAACACUCAAGGUUUUGAGUUAUCCCCGGAGGCUAGAGCCCAAGCAGAUCUAAAAUUUACAUAUGUUGUUACUUGUCAAAUAUAUGGGAAGCAGAAGGAAGAACAAAAGCCUGAGGCAGCUGACAUUGCAUUGCUAUUGCAGAGGAAUGAAGCUCUCCGUGUAGCAUUUAUUGAUGAGGUGGAGAGUUUAAAGGAGGGAAGUGUAACUAGGGAGUACUAUUCAAAGCUUGUAAAGGGUGACAUCAAUGGGAAAGAUAAGGAGGUUUAUUCUAUUAAGUUGCCAGGAAAUCCUAAACUUGGUGAGGGGAAACCAGAAAAUCAAAACCAUGCGGUUAUAUUUACUCGUGGAAGUGCAGUCCAGACAAUCGACAUGAAUCAGGAUAACUACUUUGAGGAGGCUCUGAAGAUGAGAAAUCUCCUUGAAGAAUUUUUUCGUGAUCAUGGUAUCCGUCCUCCAACCAUACUAGGAGUCAGGGAACAUGUCUUCACAGGAAGUGUCUCAUCUUUAGCCUCUUUCAUGUCGAAUCAAGAAACCUGUUUUGUGACCCUUGGGCAGCGUGUUUUAGCAAACCCUUUAAAGGUCCGGAUGCAUUAUGGUCACCCAGAUGUGUUUGAUAGAGUUUUCCAUAUAACACGUGGUGGCAUCAGCAAGGCCUCUCGUGUAAUCAACAUCAGUGAAGAUAUUUUUUCAGGGUUUAAUUCAACUUUGCGACAAGGAAAUGUGACUCAUCACGAAUAUAUUCAAGUUGGAAAGGGAAGAGAUGUAGGGCUCAAUCAGAUUGCCUUAUUUGAAGGGAAAGUUGCUGGUGGUAAUGGUGAACAAAUCCUUAGUAGGGAUGUCUACAGACUUGGCCAACUAUUUGAUUUCUUUAGAAUGAUGUCGUUCUACUUUACCACUGUAGGCUAUUACUUUUGCACAAUGUUAACAGUGCUGACAGUCUACAUUUUCCUUUAUGGACGAACAUAUUUGGCACUAUCGGGUAUUGGCGAAACAAUGUCUCAAAGAGCUAGGAUCACAGACAAUACUGCUCUUAGUGCUGCACUAAAUGCACAAUUCCUCUUUCAAAUUGGUUUCAUCUCUGCUAUACCAAUGAUCCUGGGUUUCAUCUUGGAAGAAGGAUUUCUAACGGCUGUUGUUAGUUUUGUGACUAUGCAGUUCCAGCUAUCUACAGUCUUCUUCACAUUUUCUUUGGGCACAAGAACACAUUAUUUUGGAAGAACUAUUCUUCAUGGGGGCGCAAGGUACCAAGCAACUGGAAGGGGAUUUGUUGUGCGCCAUAUCAAAUUUUCUGAGAUUUACAGGCUAUACUCGCGCAGUCAUUUUGUCAAGGGAUUAGAAAUCGCCCUGUUGUUGGUGGUUUACCUUGUUUACGGAUACAAUGAAGGUGGAGCUGUUGCCUAUAUUCUUAUCUCACUCAGCAGUUGGUUCAUGGCUUUAUCUUGGCUAUUUGCUCCGCAUCUAUUCAACCCGUCCGGUUUUGAAUGGCAGAAGAUAGUGGAAGACUUCAGAGACUGGACAAACUGGCUUCUCUACCGUGGUGGAAUUGGAGUAAAGGGAGCAGAAAGCUGGGAAACUUGGUGGGACGAAGAAUUGGCACACAUUCGUACUUAUUCCGGAAGGGUGAUGGAAACAAUUCUUAGUCUUAGAUUUUUCAUCUUCCAGUAUGGCAUUGUGUACAAACUCGAUAUCCAAGGAUCAAACACAUCACUAACGGUAUAUGGUUUCUCAUGGAUUGGCCUUGUAGUAAUUAUCUGUCUCUUCAAGGUGUUCACUUUCAGCCAAAAGAUAACAGUUAAUUUUCAACUGUUGUUGCGCUUCAUCCAAGGCGUUUUCUUCUUACUCUCACUGUCUGGUUUAGCUGCCGCUGUUGCAUUCACAGACCUAUCGAUAUCAGAUGUUCUUGCUUGCAUCUUAGCCUUUAUACCAACUGGGUGGGGUAUCCUUUCUGUUGCUGUGGCCUGGCAGCCUUUGAUAAAGAAAAUAGGGAUGUGGGAUUCAAUACGUUCCCUUGGGAGGUUAUAUGAUGCUGCCAUGGGAAUUAUCAUCUUCAUUCCAAUUGCACUCUUUUCGUGGUUCCCAUUCUUUUCAACAUUCCAAACACGGCUUAUGUUCAACCAGGCAUUCAGUCGGGGAUUGGAGAUAUCCCUUAUUCUAGCUGGGAACAACCCGAACCGGGGUAUAUGAGUGCGCCAUAAUCUAACUGUGAUUUGUAUGUAUGCAUGUGUAGGAAAAUGCGGUUUCAUUUUCUUUUCAGGCAUGUUAGAGCUUUUAGUGAUUUUAGUUUGUAAACUUAAAAUUAAUCACACUUGAUUGAUAUAAGAUUAUUCUAGAAUAAUUACACAAGUAUUUUUGUUUG
Impatiens glandulifera is the source of this 6068-nucleotide messenger RNA. Its product is annotated as callose synthase 9-like. Gene Ontology annotation, cellular component: 1,3-beta-D-glucan synthase complex; plasma membrane. Gene Ontology annotation, biological process: (1->3)-beta-D-glucan biosynthetic process. The coding region runs from base 161 to 5896 and encodes 1911 amino acids. Gene Ontology annotation, molecular function: 1,3-beta-D-glucan synthase activity. The record is from RefSeq and is a predicted model, not a curated record. NCBI's taxonomy places the organism in Eukaryota, Viridiplantae, Streptophyta, Magnoliopsida, Ericales, Balsaminaceae. The transcript has 52 exons.